AUGCUGGCCACCCUCGUCUCUAAGCCUGGUGCUAGUCUGAUAAUCAAGCUCUGGAAUACCGGUUCAGAGCUCGAUGCUUUUUUGGCUGAGGUGGCAGAGUUCUAUAAAGGACCAUGGGUACGUAGCCGGUCUUUGUCAAAGCAGUCGGAUCCCCCUUCUUUGGGAUUUACGAAAACAUUGGAUCGCAGCAUUCCGAUUACCGCUGACUCUUCUGCCUGUCUAAAUACAACUACCUUACGCAAAAAUCGGCCAUUAGUUUCUCCACCCGCAUCAUCCAAACGUUUAUCAAAUCAUAUAGGCCUGCGUCUUAUCAAGCCCCAGGCGAGUCGUUCUGAUUCGGCUGAAAUUUACCUGGUGGCCAAAGGUUUUACUCAUCCAAAAUUGGCCGAAUGUUCAGGCCAAGAUGAAUAA
This is a messenger RNA of Protopolystoma xenopodis, 411 nucleotides long. NCBI's taxonomy places the organism in Eukaryota, Metazoa, Platyhelminthes, Monogenea, Polystomatidea, Polystomatidae. The record is from the annotation of a GenBank genome assembly.